This is a messenger RNA of Caenorhabditis angaria, 2059 nucleotides long. The record is from the annotation of a GenBank genome assembly. Lineage: Eukaryota; Metazoa; Nematoda; Chromadorea; Rhabditida; Rhabditidae.
AUGCGGUUCAUUUUGUUAUUCGCGUUAAUAGUUAGAAUAUGUGGUUAUUUUCAAGACGGAGCUUCGUAUGGUGAGUGUCGAAAUUUUUAGGAAUUUUUAAUUAUCUGAUAAAUUUUACAGAAGACAUUUAUUAUGACUAUUUACACACCCAACAAAAUCUCACUGAAUAUCUAUUUGAUGGUUAUGAUCCUACAGUAUCACCAGUUUUUACAAGAGGUUUAUUAUCUGAAAUGAAAUUUUCGUCUAUGAAUAUUUUUUACAGGAAUAUCAGAUACAGUAAUAACAUUCAAGAAUUCAAAUUAUUCAAAUAAAUGGAAUUACACAGUUUUUUUGUACUAUCUGAAACUCAUUGAUAUAGAUGAACCCGCUGAAAAAGUUGAAUUCUGUCUAGAAAUUAUGGAGGUACGUGUAAUUGGAAUUCAAUAAAAAGUUUGUCUUGAUUCAAUCAUUUUUUCAAGGUUUGGUUUGAUGCAAGAUUAACCUGGAAUGCAACAUUAUAUAAUAAUAUUUCCACAGUUUACGUGAGAGAAGAUAAAAUAUGGAGUCCUACGAUGUCUGCAUUUGGAGUGUAUGUUAUUUGAUUUUCCCGAAAUAAUUUCCAUCUUUCGAAUUGAAAAAAAUCGUAGUUCUUUUUAGAAAUGAUGUUCAAGACUUUCGAGAUCAGGAUUUUCGACAGGCUUCAAUUAGUAACAGCGGAGAAGUUUACACAUAUAUGCCAAUUAGAAUAUCAGUUAAUUGUCCUUUGAACAUGAGAAUGUUCCCAUUUGACCAUCAAACUUGUUAUAUUCGUUUGUGCUUGCCAAUGUUUUAUUCAAGAGAAAUUAGUAUUCAUGUUCAGUUUUAUGAUGCUAUUCUACAACCGAGUCAAAUUGCAGCAAUGGUAUUUUGAACCAAAUUUUGAAAAAAUAAAAUACUUUCAAAAUUUUAGGGGAAUUCUGAAUGGCGAGUUAUCAAUUUGACAGGAAAAAUAGAUGUUUUGAAGUAUGAUGAACAAUCGAGUGAUUUGGAAAUUUGUAUAUUUGAAAUUACGAUGAAAAGAAAUCCAAUGUUUUAUUUCUAUAUGAUUAUUUUUCCUUGCUAUAUAAUUAAUGCAGUUUCACUUUUUGCUAUUUUUCUCAAAGACACGGAUAAAAUGUCAAAGGUGAGUAAGACUACUUGAAAAUUAAAAUGCUUGUUUUCAAUUCAGCUCAAUGUAGGGAUAACAACAAUAAUGACACAAACUUUCAUCCUCGGAUUCAUGGCGGAUAGUAUUCCAAAAACCGGGGUUAUUCCAUUACUUGGAAUACAUAUUCUGAUUAAUCUUGGAAUAAUGAUUGUGGCGAUUGCUUUUGUUGCUGUUCGUGGAAAAAUUCAGAAAUUCAAAGAUACAGUUUGUGAGACGAUGGGAACAAAUUACAGGUUGGUAAUUAAAAAUUUCAAAAUUUUGAAACACUUCGAAUAAUUACAGAGCAAAAAUGAUCGAAAAAAUUGGCAAAGUAUUUGAAAUGGUAUUAUUCAUUACACUUCAUUUUGUAAACCUUGUUAAUUUUUUUUCUAUUAUUGUUAUCUGGCUCGCAACAUAAUUUGAAAAAUAUAUUUUUUUACAACGGGUGAUAAUUUAUAAAUUUUGAACGUUGUGAUGGAGUUUUGGAAAAACGCGGUUAAAUUCUACCUUUUCAUGGCUCAACAAAUAACUGUAUUUUACAAAAUAUACUAUUUUGAAUAUACGUCUCCUUCCUCUCACUAAUUCUCUCUUCAUUUUCCACACUCUCUCAUCUACUCUAUUUACUUCUCUAACUCUCUUAUCUUCAUGUUUUUAUUAAUCACCAAAAGAUUUUCUUAUUAUUUGUUUUCCCAUUUUCUUGCUCUUAAGCGCGUAGGUUAGGUUUAGAUUUCAUGCUUAAGUUUCAGCAAAGAGGUUUCACUGAAGAUUUUUUGAUCGUUUGCCACACUCAGCAGAUUUGUGCUGACGGCUGCAACCAAAGAAGUGUCGCAAACUAGCGCAAAAGAUGCGAAUAUUUUGCCUAUAAGUCAUAAACAUUACAAAUCCAAAGAACACUAUGCUGUGACUUCUUUGUAG